AUGCCGCUACUUUCACACACUGUCUCAAUUUUACAUCCAUUUCACACGGCUCUCCAACAUGAAAUUGUGAUAAGAUUUCGCUGUGAUCUUUUGACAUUGUGGGAAACACUAGAGGUGAGGUUGGAGCUUGCUUCUAGAAUUGAGAAACAGCCUAUUUUCCCUGAGGUUGGGAAUAUUUUCAUGAUUCAGAAAGCUAAUAUGGUCACUUACAGAGGACCAACCAUGAUUUCUCACACUCUUCAUGCUUGUGCCAUUCUGCUCAAGAGAACUAUGGAUUGGGAUUGGUUUAUUAACCUCAGUGCUUCAGAUUACCCUCUCGUGACUCAAGAUGAUCUUCUAUAUACUUUUUCUGAUGUAGACAGAAGCCUUAACUUCAUAGAGCACACUAGUCAUUUGGGAUGGAAGCAGGAAAAACGGACAAUGCCUUUAAUUAUUGAUCCAGGUCUUUACAGGACAAACAAGUCUGAUGUUUUUUGGGUUGGUCCUAAGAGAACUUUGCCAACGGCAUUUAAAUUAUUUACUGGUUCAGCAUGGAUGGUUUUAUCACGCUCCUUUGUAGAAUAUGUUGUGUGGGGUUGGGAUAAUCUUCCAAGGACCCUUCUCAUGUACUACACUAAUUUCAUCUCCUCCCCUGAAGGCUACUUUCAGACUGUGAUAUGCAAUGAGCCAGAACUAGCCAAAACUGUUGUGAACAGUGACUUGCAUUAUAUUUCAUGGGACAAUCCCCCCAAACAGCACCCUCAUGUCCUUACAAUCAAUGACACAAACAAGAUGAUUGCAAGCAAAGCUGCUUUUGCAAGGAAAUUCAAGCACAAUGAUCCAGUCUUGGAUGAGAUUGAUAAACAAUUACUAAAUAGGGAAAAGGAUCAACUAUUCACCCCAGGUGGUUGGUGUUCUGGCAAUCCGACAUGUUCAAAGGUUGGCAACAUUUACAAGAUUACACCUGGUCCUGGAUCUCGAAGGCUGCGCUUCCUUGUAACUAGGCUAACUUGGAUGGCUAAAUUUGGUCAGAAACAGUGUAAAUAGAUAUGUUGUGGGAAUUUUUAUUGUUAAAGAGUUAGAGGAGUGAAACAGAUUAAGGUCACUUUAAUGGCCAGAUAUUUCACUCCAACAUUCAGUCUAUACCUUAAAUUGCAGGGUACAACAGUCCUAGAUAUGAACAUAGUCAAAGUUCACACCUGACAC
Vigna unguiculata (cowpea) is the source of this 1185-nucleotide messenger RNA. Its product is annotated as beta-glucuronosyltransferase GlcAT14A-like. The record is from RefSeq and is a predicted model, not a curated record. Gene Ontology annotation, molecular function: glucuronosyltransferase activity. Gene Ontology annotation, cellular component: membrane. NCBI's taxonomy places the organism in Eukaryota, Viridiplantae, Streptophyta, Magnoliopsida, Fabales, Fabaceae.